AUGCAUCCUCUUGUGCUGACGGUGGCCCUCCCCUCCUGCGCAAGUCUGAUUUCGUUGAAGUUGGGUAUCUGCGAGUUUCUUGACCUACGGCAGCUGCAAUACUUUGUGGGUGCCUUUCCCCAGUUGCAGCACCUCGACAUAGAAGAGGUGUCAGUCGCGUCGCGAAUUUCGUCCCUUGUCACCAGUGCGCUGCCCAGGCCGGAGCUCAUCUCACUACGUGUACACUGUCCGAUGAAGUACAGCGCCGACGGAUCUGAUUGCUACGGUGAUCUGCUAUCCUGGCUGGAGUAUACGCCAUCCAUUCGCUCUCUGCGGGACGUGUCUCUUGUUUUGCACAGCCCCGGAGAACUUGUAUGUUCGACAAUCCUCCUCAGAAAGCUUGGCAGGAACCUCGAAUGUCUCACUCUGCGUCUUGCACGCCAAACGCGGUUUUGCCGCUCAUCCUCAGCAUUCUUGACGCAUUAUCACACAGGGGAUGGACAGUUUAGCAUCGAGUACUGUACAGGCCUGCGUAUGCUCUGUUUCGAAGAGUACGCAGAAUCUAGCACGUCUGCGGAUGACGCUGCGGCGGACCUCGUCGUGCUGCUCACGCAGUUACCAGUCCCCGGCCGCCUACGUGAGCUACGCGUGCUCUUAAACCCCCUCAAGGUGUCGCGCUGGGAGCGUAUCUGCGCAGCACUUCCUCGCAAGAAGUUCUGCUCGCUUGAGCUUAUUUCCGUGCGGUAUUGGUGGAUCAAGAAGGCGGCCAGCAGCAUGCAAUGGGAACGUGAGGUCGCAGAGGUGUUGAGUUCAUGUUGCCCGGGCGUGCGGGUCCGGUUUCAGGGAUUGACGUGGUUUGCGUCGUGA
Molecule: messenger RNA, 846 nt
Organism: Sparassis crispa
Lineage: Eukaryota; Fungi; Basidiomycota; Agaricomycetes; Polyporales; Sparassidaceae
Exons: 1
Coding region: 1-846 (281 amino acids)
Source: RefSeq, a predicted model, not a curated record